UUUCAAGAAAAAAUAGAACUAUUUAUUCAAUGAUUUGUUUUAUUAGAAGCUUGGAGGGAGUUGGAGUUUGAGCCCCAGACCCCAUCCUUAUCAACAACCAUUCUUCCUUGGUAUCUCCGCAUCUCCCAAGCGAAUCUCUCUCUCUCUCUCUCUCUAUAUAUAACUUAUUUAAAUAAUUAAUUAAUAAUACGUUAAAGCCCAAGAUUUUUUCUUGUGGUUUUUUCCUAGCUCCAACAUCUCGUCAAAUCGUUUUAGCGGAACAUCCGAAGAAGAACAAGGAGGAGAAGAAUUUUCUUCAAUUUCAGAAAAAUGGGUAUUGAGAAUAAGAAUUGUGAGGAUUUGAAAGUUUGUUCUGAAAUUGUUGAAAGCAAUAGGGCUAAAGGAAAGAGUCUAUGGAAGAAAGUGACGUACCAGCUAGUUGAAUACCACUCAUUGCCCGGGUAUUUGAGGGACAAUGAGUACAUUCUUGGGCAUUACCGAUCCGAGUGGCCAUUAAAGCAGGUCUUUCUCAGCAUGUUUAGCAUUCACAAUGAGACACUCAAUGUUUGGACGCAUUUAAUUGGGUUCUUUCUUUUUCUUUCCCUGACCAUAUACACCGCAAUGAAGGUUCCAAAGGUUGUUGAUCUCCACAAUCUACAACAUGUUCCUGACAUGCUGAAGAAGGCUGACCUGCAUAAAUUGCAAGAAUGCCUCCCUUCCUUGCCCCACAUGCCUGAUUUACACAGACUUAAGGAGUUAAAGACUACUUUUCCUUCGAUGGAUUUGCUUCCGUCCCUCUCCUCGGGUUGGCAUGUGAUGGAACUUUUAUACAAUUGUUUGCCUGAGAGAUUCUCCUACAAAAAUUACACUGACAUCUGUGUUCUGCGUAGCUUGAAGGAUGAUUUUGCAAACAUAAUAGCACCAUUGAUGAUGAGACCGAUUACAAGAUGGCCAUUUUUCGCGUUCAUGGGGGGUGCCAUGUUUUGCUUGCUAGCCAGCAGCACGUGUCAUCUUCUCUCCUGCCACUCCGAGCGACUGUCCUACAUUAUGCUAAGGCUCGACUACGCUGGCAUUGCAGCCCUCAUUUCUACCUCCUUUUACCCGCCAGUCUACUACUCCUUCAUGUGCUACCCUUUCCUUUGCAACCUCUACAUGGGCUUUAUAACCGUCUUGGGCAUCGCAGCAAUACUUGUUUCUCUCUUGCCGGUCUUUCAAAACCCCGAAUUCCGCACGAUUCGCGCAUCUCUCUUCUUAGGCAUGGGAUUGUCCGGGGUUGCGCCUAUCGUGCACAAACUCUACUUGUUUUGGGGCAGACCUGAAGCUCUCCACACAACAGGCUAUGAGCUUUUGAUGGGUGCUUUCUAUGGGCUUGGAGCGCUGGUUUAUGCCACAAGGAUUCCGGAGCGAUGGAAGCCUGGAAAAUUCGACAUUGCAGGGCACAGCCACCAAUUGUUCCAUAUACUGGUGGUGGCCGGGGCCUUCGCUCAUUAUCGUGCAGGUCUAGUUUACCUCAAAUGGAGAGACCUAGAAGGUUGUUGAGUUAGUGAAUUAGACUUCUCAGUCUUACAAGCUUCAGUGUAUGGUUAAGUAAAAUAGGUCUUUAUGUAUAUGAUGAUGCAGAGGGCCUGGGAAAGAACCUGUGUGUCCAUUGUCACUCUGCUAAGGUAGGUAUCUCACUAGUGGAUCUUGGAUGUCGUCUUUGGUUAAAAAAAAUAAUAAUAAUAAUGAAGGAAUAAUGAUCUGGGGUAGUGUUAGUUUGAAAUCCAGCUGUAUCUUUCUACAUGCACUUGUCUAUGAACAUGAUGAAUUGAGAAUAAGAAUUCUUUUGUUGGUUGGAUAA
Morus notabilis is the source of this 1819-nucleotide messenger RNA. RefSeq names its product heptahelical transmembrane protein 4. Gene Ontology annotation, molecular function: signaling receptor activity. The transcript is spliced from 5 exons. The coding region runs from base 310 to 1518 and encodes 402 amino acids. Gene Ontology annotation, cellular component: membrane. NCBI's taxonomy places the organism in Eukaryota, Viridiplantae, Streptophyta, Magnoliopsida, Rosales, Moraceae. The record is from RefSeq and is a predicted model, not a curated record.